AGCGCGGGCGUUUGAAUGCGGCGGGGCGGGCAGGUGGUCGGCGUGAGCUCGGUCACGGCGGGCAGUGCGAUGGGGGGCGACCCGGUGCGGGAGCAGCGCGGGCGGUGGGCGCGGGGGCGGGUCCGGGCGGAGGCGGCGCUGCGGGCGGGCGAGGAGGCCUACCUGGGCCAGGUGCAGGCCGUGGCGCAGUACUUCGUGGCGCUGCUCAAGGCCAAGGGCACGCUGGAGCCGGACGCCAGGGAGGCCAUCUUCGGCCGGUGGGGGGCGCUGUGCGGCAUCAGCAGGGCCCUGCUGAGCCACCUGGAGAGGGGUCUUCUGGGACCGGGGCUAGAGGCCUUCUGUGCCCAGAUUGGGGUCUUCCUCCAUUAUGCUGAAGACCUGCCCCGGGCCAGAGAGACCCUGGAGAGACAGGUGAGGAAGAACAAGGCCUUCUCCCGCUUCAAGAGGCUCCAGGAGACCCGCCCAGAGUUCGGAGGCUCCCGCCUGGAAGACCUGCUCCUGCUGCCGCUCCAGAGGCUCCGCCAGUACAAGCCUUUGCUGCUGGAUCUGGUGGAAAACACCCCGCUGGAGAUCCCGGACGCUGAGCAGCUGAGAGCUGCACUCAAGUCCGUGGCUGAGGCUGUUCACCAGAUCCAGGAGAUCGCUCGCUUCCACGAAAACGUGGACCACCUGAGUCGGAUCCAGAAGCUGCUCAAAGGGCGGAAGACGCAGGUGAUGCAGCCAGGGCGCUGGUUCCUGCAGGAGGGCUGGCUGAUGGUGGCACCCCCCAAGGGAGAGGGUCUGCGGCCCCGGAUGUUCUUCCUCUUCUCGGACGUCCUGCUGAUGGCCAGGCCUUGCCACCCGCUCCACCCCUGGAACGCGCACAAGGUGGCCGUCAAGGAGGUCCUCUGGCUCCAGCCGCAGUGCUCCGUCGCCAAGGUCUUCGGCCACUCCCGGGGCCACGGGGGGCUCCUCAGUCUGUCCUUCCCGCACAAGACGCUGCUCCUGGUAUCCUUUGACCAGGAAGACUUGGACACGUGGCAUCGGAACCUCACGGCUGCUAUCAGGAAGCUGCAGACCAGCAUCUCUCAAGGCCACUGAAUUGGAGGCACAGAGGCCCAUCCGGAUGCCACAGGGACUCAAUGGGCAGGAGGCCCUUGUGUGGACCCGUGCUACUUUCGCCUUUGUGGACACCGGACUCUGACAACCAAGCCAGGGCCAUCCCUUGACUUCCUGACUCCCAUGAAGAACAUCUACCAUGUCUUUGUUGUCUAUCUGCUGAAUCCAGACUCACACCGAGGACCAAAACCUGGACUUUGCUCACCCAUUGGCACAUGAACUGCAACUUUGGGACCCACCUGGGAGCUUGGUUUGCUAGAAGUCAUCUGCUCUCAGCCCUGGCCCUGUGGCUUCCUUGACCUGGUCUAUCUAUCUCGGGCAUGGGCCAACUUCGGUCCUCCCACCAGGCAUUUUGGACUUCAACUCCCAUAGUUCCUAGGCGAGACGGCCAAAAUUGGUCCAUGCCUGUGCUAUAAUUGAAGGCCAUCCGCUCUCAUAUAUAACACCUUCCACGUUUCUACCAUUUGCAGUAUUUGUGUUUUGAACUCAUGCCUUUCCUAAGGUAGAAAGGAAUAAGGACUAGUUCCAAACUGCAGGAGAGACUGCCUUUAACCUUUAGGAACAGAAAUGUUUCCAAUCCAAGCAUGGUGUGAUGGAGACCAACUACUGCUUGUGUGAUAAUGACUAAGAUAGGUUUUAUUUUCAGAUGAAUAAAUCUAUUUUUAAAUCCAAACUCGUUUGGCUUGUAACCAUGACUUGCUUUAUAAUAAAACAAUAAACACAGA
Anolis carolinensis (green anole) is the source of this 1823-nucleotide messenger RNA. RefSeq names its product Rho guanine nucleotide exchange factor 39 (gene arhgef39). Gene Ontology annotation, molecular function: guanyl-nucleotide exchange factor activity. Gene Ontology annotation, cellular component: plasma membrane. Gene Ontology annotation, biological process: positive regulation of cell migration. NCBI's taxonomy places the organism in Eukaryota, Metazoa, Chordata, Lepidosauria, Squamata, Anolidae. The transcript is spliced from 9 exons. The record is from RefSeq and is a predicted model, not a curated record. Bases 16 to 1080 code for a protein of 354 amino acids.